Molecule: messenger RNA, 870 nt
Organism: Spizellomyces punctatus DAOM BR117
Lineage: Eukaryota; Fungi; Chytridiomycota; Chytridiomycetes; Spizellomycetales; Spizellomycetaceae
Exons: 3
Coding region: 71-661 (196 amino acids)
Source: RefSeq, a predicted model, not a curated record
UUCGCACCUUUCCACCUUUAAAGGUUCAAGUUGGGUCAUUAUCCCCCGAACAAAGACAAGGACGCACGAGAUGAACAUUAAUGCAAAGACCCUAGCGUGGGGAGCACUCUACGUGGUGCUGUUGGUCGUUGCAGCCAUCUUUACUGGCGGAAUAUCGGACCAAGCCCAAUUCGGGCCGUCUCGUGUUUGUCUACUCUUUGUUGGUAAUUAUCAUGAGGAGGGUGGAGUGCGCCUGUUCGAUGCGGACUCAUCAGCUUGCGGAAUUGCUGUUGGUGUUGGCAUUCUUGGUAUCCUCCUGUCCAUUAUCCUCGGUGGUACUUUGCUUUACUUCUUGGCCAAAGACCAGGCUCGUGCAAAGCGGGUGAUUCUUGCAUUCGCCGUGGUCGCAUCAAUGUACACUCUUGUCGCAUUGGUUGCAGCAUCGCUCGUCACAGCUGGUUUGAAGAAAUCUUGUCAAGAGUUUGAAAAAGCUCAAGGAGAUGCCGGAUGUGGGAUUGUCUUCUCGUAUGGAUUCUUCACCCCUGGUGUCGGACAGGAGACCAAGAAUUUGGGCACUGUAAAGGCAGCUGCAAGCGCUGGGUGGAUCCUUGUGUUGGGCUGGUUAGGUUAUGCAGGCGCCGAAUGGUGGAACUGGAGGGUAGCCUCGCAGCGCUGGUGGUAGGCACUCACUUUUGGCUGAGCCAGGUGUGGCCAGCCGCUCCACAUAUUUUUAAUUUUGGAUUAGUUUCAUUUAGAUUUAGACCAGCAUAGCUGAGUCCCAAUUUGUACAUGUUUAGUUUUCGUUAUGUAAAUUUAGUUGCAUCCUUUCUCAACUGUUUCGAACAUGCAAAUAGCAUCAGUUUCAUGUUGGUGAUGAAAUGAACAAACGGA